Varanus komodoensis (Komodo dragon) is the source of this 2091-nucleotide messenger RNA. RefSeq names its product NFKB inhibitor delta (gene NFKBID). Lineage: Eukaryota; Metazoa; Chordata; Lepidosauria; Squamata; Varanidae. The transcript has 12 exons. The coding region runs from base 1 to 1479 and encodes 492 amino acids. Gene Ontology annotation, cellular component: nucleus. The record is from RefSeq and is a predicted model, not a curated record. Gene Ontology annotation, biological process: regulation of gene expression. Gene Ontology annotation, molecular function: protein binding.
AUGGGAAUGAAACUGCAGAAAGUUGCAGGUUGUAAAGUGCCACGCAGCAGCUUACCACCACAGACCGUGCGGAAAUUACUGGAACAAAAACGGCAACAGCAGUCUGUCCUAGGCCACAGCACUGGACCCUUGAUCUCCCCAGGAGCUCUAGAAGCCAACCAGCCAGAACCCCCUGGAGGACCAGAAGGAGGGGGACCUAUUCCAGGACAGACAGCAGCUCCAGAGUACCCCAUCACUACCUUUCCCACCUGGCAGCCAGACCCCUCAAGCCAAGCAGCUUUCCCCGUGGACUAUUCCUACAACUGUCUGGACACCACCAAGGACUUCCUCCUCCAGCCUCCAGAGGUUCAGUAUGACAUGAUGGACCCAUUCUCACCUUUGGAAGCAGGCGUUUAUGGGGCUUCAGGACCUGGGCCUACAGAGGAAGCAUACAGUUCCAAGAUGGCACCAGUGGUGGAGUAUGAGAAGGCAGCCACUGAGGCCCAGGCCUUGAACCUCUAUCCCUCCUCUGGAGGCCAUUGGCCAGGACAGGAACAGAGCAACCUUUGCCUCCUUCCCUCUGGAAAUUACCAAGCCGCAUCUCUGGAGGUGGAUCCCGGGGAACUGGCCCAGGCUCGGGCGCGGAUCCAGAACAUGGAUCUGGCUCACCUGCUACAGCAGGAUGAGGACGGAGACAUGCUCCUCCAUCUGCUUGUGGCUCAGGGACACCGCCCACUGGCUUACGCUGCUGCUGAGACGCUACGAGACUGUGGGCAGCUGGAUGUCAAAGAGCACAGGGGGAAGACUCCACUGCUGGUGGCAGCCGCAGCAAAUCAGGCCAACAUUGUGAAAGACCUGAUCCUACUGGGGGCGGAUGUCAAUGCUGUUGACCAGAAGGGCCAGACUGUGUUGCACCUUGGCGCCACCUAUGGGCUGCCCAGUGUCAUUGAGGCUGUCUUGUUAACCAACAACCCUGUCAAUGUGGAAGCCAGAAAUUUUGAAGGGCUGACUCCCCUGCACUGUGCCGUCAUUGCUCACAACACUGCCCUCCAGGCAGAGGGCCUGGAGCCAUUGUUCCAGCACCGCCUGCAGAGCUUGCUGCUCUGCAUUCGACUGCUCCUGCAGCUCAGAGCUGACUACAAGAGCCAGGACCUGAAGAGCAGCAAAACCAUCCUGCACUUAGCCGUCCAAGCCGCAAACCUGCCUUUGAUCGAGUUUCUCCUCCGGCUGCCUGGACAAGAGCUCCAGAACUUCGUAAAUAUGAAGGCUCAUGGGAAUACAGCGUUGCACAUGGCAGCCGGGCUGCACGGGCACCCCCAUCAGGAGCAGAUCGUGCGCCUGCUGCUGCAGCAUGGGGCUGACCCCAGUGCCCGGAACCUGGAGAACGAGCAGCCAGUUCACCUGUUGGCUCCGGGGACAGCCACAGAGCAGCUGCGUCUGCUGCUGAGGAGUCGCCGCACUGGUCCUUCCCUGAUUCAUCAUCUGCCUUCCCUGCCCUGACAGCCCUCUUGUGGCAGAUGCUCCUGGACCGGGACCAACAGAACCCCUUUUUGGCUGCCCAGAGAGUGAAAACAUGUGGAUGCCUUCCUUGUUGGUGUUUUCCAGGAAAUCCCCGUCUUGGCUGUAUUUAACUAACUUAUUGUAUGGAGGGGGGUGGGGUACUCACCUGGCUGCUUCCUUGCUUGAGCUCCUGAAAAUCAACUCCAGGUCGGUGGGGAACACAGGAAUGACUGAUGUGGAGGUGUCUUUCUCUCUCUCCAUCAUCAGCCCCUUCAAAGCCCAGCUUGGGAACUAAUGCACCAGGGGCUCGGUCUCUGGUAUUCUCGGGAUGCCCUAGAGUACCAUCCCCAUGAUACGAGGCCGUGGGCUGCAGUUCCUUGGGCCAGCAGAAUUAGAGUCCAAAAUACCUGGAGGCUGGCUACCAAUGAGAUGCUCUCUCCCCCACCAGAGAGCAGCAUCCGCCUCUCUCUCAUCAGCAAGGAAAUCACCCAGGAACUGAGCACAAGGGUCUUUCUCCCAGCGCCUUCCCACGCUGGUGCUCAGUGUACUCCUCUUGGCAUGCUUUUUCUCUGUGGCAGCUGGCCAGACUCAUCCCCUCCCCUCCCCAUCCCU